Molecule: messenger RNA, 1071 nt
Organism: Oreochromis aureus
Lineage: Eukaryota; Metazoa; Chordata; Actinopteri; Cichliformes; Cichlidae
Product: palladin-like
Exons: 2
Coding region: 76-1071 (331 amino acids)
Source: RefSeq, a predicted model, not a curated record
CUUACUUAAACAAGACAAACCUGGACCCACAAAACCAGGAAAGAGCAAACAGAGGACGAACAGAACACCCGAAGGAUGCAGGACGGGAGUUGGAAUCAGCCACUCCCCAUCUCACUGCUGCUAAAGGACCCGCCACCAGGCGCGACUUUGGAGGGUGAUGGGGGCAUAUUUUCUGAGGCAUCCUCUGAUGGGGAACUCUACCUGGACUCAGUGACAGAACUGGAUUCUGGAGAUGGAGACUUUCCGGAUCUUACCGCCUUCUUAAGUGCUGAAGAGAUUAAUCGUAGCCUGGACCUGGCCCGGGAGGCCUUUAAUGAUUCAUGUGAAUCUGAAGAUCCAGGUCCCUCUAAUCCAACAGAAGUGGAGCAGGCUCUCCAAUCUGUCCCCUCCCUUUCUGUGCCCUCACAAACUAGUGAAAACCUCACUUCAAGCCCAAACCUGCAGCAUCAGACCAAAUUCCCCAACCCAGAUGACAAUGCAGCAGUUAAUGUUUCCUCCAGCCAGAAUGCCCCCCUCAGUAAACCUGUACAUGUGUCUAGUGAGGCUCCAUCCUGUGUUGAGAAGGCUGUAUGUCACAAACCGAUCCAACCGGUGUAUAAGCAGGAUAAACCCAGGCUGGUUCAUGAAAGCCUGGAGCUGAAUGAUCGAGUGGCUUCAGCCACGGAGUUCUGCAGCAGAGCUGCCACAUUUAUCGAGGAGCUCUCAUCCAUCUUUAAAGGUCCUGCUCAUCCAGAGACAAGGAUGGAGGAGGAUUCCUCCUCUCCUGAUAGUGGUUAUCUGACUCCAAGAAGCCAGCGGCCGGUCCCUCAGGGGUCAGCCUCUGGUCCCUCUUUGUCUUCUGGGCAACAAGAAGAAGCACAGUACAGCCAAUCAGACAUGGGCACUCAGCCUGGUGUCCCAGCAGGAGUGGCAGCUUCUUCAAUGUACCAAAACUCUGAAGCUCCAACAGUAUACGGACCCCUGUCACCUCCUCGCUUUCUUCAGAAGCUGAAGAGUCAGGAGGUGGCAGAAGGGAGCCCCAUUCGUCUGGAGUGCAGAGUCAGAGGAAACCCCCUGCCGCUGGUCAGGUAG